AUGGUAACCCUCCACCAAAGUCUUUCCAAAGAUCAGACCUUGGGCUGGGAAGCGACGUUGCCGAUGUGCACGGCCUCGACACAUCCGACGGAUCAUUUCUGGGUUGCGACUUCGACGACUACUUUCACGGGCGACGACGUCACAUCUUCAACGCUCACACCAGAACCUCAACCGACAGCCCCAUCAGCUGCACCGGGUCCUACCUCGACAUCACCCACCGACAGUCCAGACAGUACAUCCACAGACACGCCCGAUUCGGGCGGCGGGGGGUCAGGGACGAAUGUAGGUGCUAUUGUCGGAGGAGUGGUGGGUGGCUUUGCAGGGUUAUCUUUGCUUUUAUUAGCGGCGUGGUAUAUCCUACACCGUCGCAAACAUAAGAGCAAUGAGAUGAGGGAGCUUGGGGAGGGCUAUACUUCGCCCGCGGGGACGGCCACGGUCAGGUAG
Molecule: messenger RNA, 444 nt
Organism: Aspergillus puulaauensis
Lineage: Eukaryota; Fungi; Ascomycota; Eurotiomycetes; Eurotiales; Aspergillaceae
Exons: 2
Coding region: 1-444 (147 amino acids)
Source: RefSeq, a predicted model, not a curated record